Rhizopus microsporus ATCC 52813 is the source of this 1073-nucleotide messenger RNA. RefSeq lists its product as uncharacterized. The transcript has a single exon. The record is from RefSeq and is a predicted model, not a curated record. Lineage: Eukaryota; Fungi; Mucoromycota; Mucoromycetes; Mucorales; Rhizopodaceae. Bases 122 to 586 code for a protein of 154 amino acids.
CAAAUAUAAAGCUGAAUACAACAACGACGAACGUACCAUAUAUGUCGAGAUGUUUGUACCAAUAUUCAGAUACUUUACCCUUAUUCCAAAGAAGCUGGCUUUCACAUGGCCUGAAUAAGCAAUGAAGUACAGCAGCUUAACUUGGAUAACAGAUAGCGAUUUCACCAAAAGUGGUGUUAACAAGAAGCUUCUUGACGGGAUUGGUGUGAUAACAGAAGCGGACAUCAGUUGGCUUGUGAUUGAAUCAUCUGGAUUCUUCAAAGAACAGAACUACAAACACAGCAUAGGAGAUUCGAUAAAGAACAUAAAAAAUGGUACUGGCUCUUUGAAAUUCAUAAUGUCUAAAUACAAAUAUACACCCAUUACUACAAUAAAGGAAGUGAAAAUUUAUUUCAUUCAAGCUAUACAAACAAAGAUGCCCUUGGUGUGCUACCAACUGAAGAAUGGUCAAAAAUGGAUUUGUUAUGAAUGCUUACCGGCGGAGAUGCCAUUGUUAUGGUCAAAGAGAAGCCUAUUGCUUCCUGUACUGGAGAUGUUUGGCUUUUUAUAUGAAGAAUUAAUUCAGCAAGAAAAGGCUCAUGCAUAAUUGUUGAAGGAAAGCUUGUCUAUCUUUUAGUGACAUUUUCAGCAACGUCUUAAAAAUCACUAACGUUCUUGACGACAAAACUGUAAAUGGAUUCGCUAAAUGGCGCUGUCAUAAGAUAUUGAAGUUGAUGGAAGCCACGUCAAAAAGAAAAAUGAAUGAAGCGGGGGGGGACUAUAACUUGUCCCUUUUAUGUUGUUAAGAAGAAGUUUGUUGAUAAGAGCCAUUUUUUCUAUUACAAAUAUAUAUAUAUAUGUGUGUGCUAAGAAUAUCACACAAUUCUAGAAUCAAUUUUAAAAGAUAUAACAAUGCAUUUGCCCAGGUAUCAAGCUAAUCUAAAGAAGAUGAAAGAAUCUCGGUAUGAAGUAAUUGGAUAUGCGAGAAAAUCGAAAGGCGAAAAGGAGAAUCAUUAUUAGUUGCGGUAAUGGUUAAGCUGAACUCUUCGAGCGAAAUGGCUAUGUUGUCGAAACGAAGACUAAGGAUAUGGUGG